AUGACUGAAGAAGUAACUCAUGGAGUCUCUCCAGUGGCCACUGCUGUUGUGUUUGGCCUGUUUUCACUGGUGUUUUUAAUAUUGUACAUUCUCAAGUUCAGAAAGAAGCCUAGUUUGCCCCCGCCCACCGAAGGUGGAUCCACUUCCUAUUCUAAUCCCACUAUACACACUCUUGAUGAGACUGAACGGGCUGACGAAUCUGGCGCUAAUGAGAAUGAAGAGGAGGAGGGAAAGAGUAAAAAGCCUCUAAAGGCCAAGCAGAGGAAGAGAAUGGAGAUGAAGGAGGAGAUGAGGCGCCUGAAGGCACUCCAGGACGAGGAGAAGGAGGAGAAGAGGAAGCAGAUGGCCAUGAAACAGGAGCAAAUAGAGGCGAAAAGACUUGAAAGGGAAAAGUUGCUGCAAGAACAGGAGCAGAAGAAGCGCGAAGAGGAGGAAAAGGCAUACCAAGAGCUGGCCUCAACAUUUGUUGUAGAAAGUGAGGGGACGAUCGCCGAGGCCAAUCAGUACACCGUGGACGACUUCAUAAACUACAUCGUGUCAAAAAAGCUCUCCAACGUAGAGGAACUGUCGGUCAGGUUUUCUCUGAAAUCAAACGAGAUAAUUAAAAGGAUCCAGGAGCUGGAGGAGCAGGAUAGGCUGUUUGGGCUCCUUGAUGACCAGGGCAGGUAUAUUCACAUUACUGACGAAGAGGCGGAAGCCGUGAUAAGGUACCUUAAGACAAAGGGCAAGUUGCACAAGCAGAAGGACCUUGUGAACCACUUUAACACGAUCAUUUCACUGGAGUCUAAGUUGGAAUCCACUGCUGUUGACUUGGAAGAUGAUUAG
This is a messenger RNA of Theileria orientalis strain Shintoku, 825 nucleotides long. RefSeq names its product tRNA nucleotidyltransferase. The transcript has 6 exons. NCBI's taxonomy places the organism in Eukaryota, Apicomplexa, Aconoidasida, Piroplasmida, Theileriidae. The record is from RefSeq and is a predicted model, not a curated record. The coding region runs from base 1 to 825 and encodes 274 amino acids.